AUGUCUAAAGAGGAGAGUGGCCAUGUCACUCCCGAAAAGGGCGACAAUGUUGUCGACUAUCAGGCCAGCACGACAGUCAUCCCCACUGAGGGCCCCGAGCGCGACGCCAACUGGUUCACGCGUAAUGGCCUCAAUGCCGAUUCCUUCAAGAAGAAGCACUAUGGCCCGGGCAUGGUCGAGCUUGAGCGUCCCAUGAAGGCUCGCCAUCUUCACAUGAUCGCCAUUGGUGGUUCUAUUGGUGCUGGCUUCUUCGUCGGCUCAGGCGGUGCUCUGUCCAAAGGCGGCCCUGGUUCUCUCUUCAUCGACUUCCUCAUUAUUGGUAUCAUGAUGUUCAACGUCGUGUAUGCUCUCGGUGAACUCGCCAUCAUGUACCCCGUCUCUGGUUCUUUCUAUACAUACUCUGCUCGUUUCAUCGACCCUGCCUGGGGUUUCGCUAUGGGCUGGAAUUAUGUUCUUCAGUGGGCUGCCGUUCUUCCGCUUGAAUUGACAGUUUGUGGUAUCACGAUAUCGUACUGGAACUCGGAAAUCACCACCGCCGCUUGGAUCUCUCUCUUCCUUGGUGUCAUCAUCAUCAUUAACCUGUUUGGCGCUCUCGGCUAUGCCGAAGAGGAGUUUUGGGCAUCAUGCUUCAAGCUGGCUGCCACCGUCAUCUUCAUGAUCAUCGCCUUUGUCCUUGUCCUCGGUGGUGGUCCCAAGGAUGGCCGAUACCACGAGUACUGGGGUGCCCGCUACUGGUACGACCCGGGCGCGUUCAAGAAUGGCUUCAAGGGUUUCUGCUCCGUCUUCGUCACCGCUGCAUUCUCCUUCUCCGGUACUGAGCUGGUCGGUCUUGCCGCUGCUGAGUCUGCCAACCCCACCAAGAACAUGCCUGGUGCUAUCAAGCAGGUCUUCUGGCGUAUCACCAUCUUCUACAUCCUUGGUCUCUUCUUCGUCGGCCUGCUGGUCAGCAGCGAUGAUCCCGCUCUGCUCUCUUCUGCCGCCUACUCUGACUCCAAGGCCUCUCCCUUUGUGCUUGUCGGCAAGUACGCUGGCUUGAAGGGUUUCGACCACUUCAUGAACCUUGUCAUUCUCGCCUCCGUCUUGUCCAUCGGUGUCUCUGGUGUGUAUGGUGGAUCCCGAACCCUGACCGCUUUGGCUCAGCAGGGCUAUGCUCCCAAAAUCUUCACCUACAUCGACAGGUCUGGCCGCCCCCUGCCCUCCGUCAUCUUCCUCAUCCUGUUCGGCUUCAUCGCCUAUGUCAGCUUGGAUGCCACCGGUCCCGUUGUCUUCGACUGGCUUCUUGCCAUUUCCGGCUUGGCCGCUCUCUUCACUUGGGGCUCCGUCUGCCUUGCCCACAUUCGAUUCCGCAAGGCCUGGAAGUACCACGGCCACACUCUGGAUGAAAUUCCUUUCAAGGCUGCUGGCGGUGUCUACGGCUCAUAUCUCGGCCUUUUCAUUUGCGUCAUUGUCCUGAUGGCCCAGUUCUAUACCGCUGUUGCUGCCCCUCCCGGAACACCUGGCGUGGGUACCGCACAGGACUUCUUCAAGCAGUACCUGGCUGCUCCCGUCGUCCUCGGUUUCUGGAUCGUUGGCUGGCUCUGGAAGCGCCAGCCUUUCUUGAGAACCAAGAACAUUGACGUCGACACCGGCCUCCGUGAGUUUGACUGGGACGAGAUCAACGCAGAGCGCACAAGACUCGCUGCCCUGCCUGCCUGGAGACGCAUCAUCCACCACACCUUCUAA
Messenger RNA from Trichoderma gamsii, 1722 nucleotides. Its product is annotated as amino acid permease. The coding region runs from base 1 to 1722 and encodes 573 amino acids. Gene Ontology annotation, biological process: amino acid transmembrane transport. The record is from RefSeq and is a predicted model, not a curated record. Gene Ontology annotation, cellular component: membrane. Gene Ontology annotation, molecular function: amino acid transmembrane transporter activity. Lineage: Eukaryota; Fungi; Ascomycota; Sordariomycetes; Hypocreales; Hypocreaceae. The transcript is spliced from 4 exons.